This is a messenger RNA of Cryphonectria parasitica EP155, 399 nucleotides long. Its product is annotated as ankyrin. Gene Ontology annotation, molecular function: protein binding. The transcript has a single exon. The annotation marks the transcript as partial. The record is from RefSeq and is a predicted model, not a curated record. NCBI's taxonomy places the organism in Eukaryota, Fungi, Ascomycota, Sordariomycetes, Diaporthales, Cryphonectriaceae.
AUGAGGCUAUUGAUUGAUCACGGAUCCAGAGUGGAUACUAUGGAUCAUACAGGUCGAUUUGCGAUUCUACAUGCAGUUGACAGCCAUAGUGUUGAUGUGCUUCGCAUGCUUCUCGAUGCCGGAGCCUCACCGAAUCCCCAGGUUCCUGUAAUAUUCUUCCGCAGCAGCCCUAUCACAGCAGCCAGCUUUGGUGGUCUAACCGAAAUGGUGAAAUUGCUCUGUGGAAAAGGCGCAAACGUUAAUGAGGAAAACCCAGAGGGUCGAACAGCGCUGCAGUCGGUAGCUAUCAGAGGGCAAGAUGCUGAGUGUGCAGCUAUCCUGGUUGAAAGUGGCGCUGAUAUCAACUGCAUCUCAAGAAAUGGAUGGACAGCGCUUACAACGUCCAUAACAUACAACAAC